CGUGGUGUUAUGCCUUCCUCGAGCCCCCCAAGAAUGACACAGCGAGAGAGAAACCCAUGCGCUGAUUUUUGAAUGCAGUGCUGAAUUGCUUGCACAGAUGCCAAACUGCCUGCCUCUCCCUAGCCUUCUCUUUGCGGACGAGGGAGGCAUCUGAAACGUGAAAUCCUGGGAUUUUCCAUAGCCAAGAGGGCUGGGACCACAAGCUGCAAAUUUCAGCGGAUCAGCACAUAUCGGAAAUCUUCCAAGAUUGCAAAUCUGGGAGUUGCUCUGGGAUGGCCCAGCCAGUUUGGGACAAUUUGCAGCACGGGCCUUGAGCAUCGGGUCAAAGAAGCAGAACCGUAGUCGAACACAAGUGAAGGUGCAAUCAGAGGCGGGGGUGUUUUUCUUGCCAACUAACCCAAAAUGUUUGGGACUUUAAAGAGCAAACAUUGAAUCGGGGACAAAUGCGCACAAAGGAUUCAUGGGAGCGAUGCUUCAAUACGCAGCGAUUCCUUCUCUGCGGUUAUGUUCGGUAAUGAAAUCAAAAUGAAUAUUAAUAAGUUGCAAAGAGCAACUAGCUAAAAGGAUUCAGGAUGAUGCAAGCCACCGGCAGAAGGAAGGUAUGUUCCAGAAUUAGAAGACACCCCUGAUGUCUUGAUUUCUGCCGUCUCCUGAGAAAAAUACCAAGACGCAAAUCUCCUAAAGUGACCAUCCUCAAUGUGCAGGAAUAUUUGCUGUCUCUUCUUAUGUGCAUGGAGGGAGAUCCCUGCUUCAGUUAGCAUUGCUGGCAGAGUCUAUGAAAAUCAGGUUUUGGCAUUGAAAAGACAUGAAAAAUAAGGGGGCGUGCAGAGACAUCAUGAAAAACACAAGAGGGAGGAAUCGAUCUGACUAAACCCAGUGUGCAGGUCCGUAAGGACAGAGAUUUGUGGAUAUAAUUUUAUUCCACCAGAGAAACCCGAGAACUAGGUGCGGAGGGUGGGAAGUCACAGCAAGAUUCCAAUCUCUGCCCCACGUCUAGCAGGAAAUUCCUUUCUGCGGCCCCCCAUCAUGCCUACCUCCAACCCCGGAGCGGAGUACUGGAUUGACGGGUCCCACCGCAACUCUGCCCUGGAGGACUUCUACACGAUGGGCCAGGAACUAGGAAGGGGUGCCACUUCCGUGGUGUACAGCUGUGAAGAGAAAGGAACCCACACGCAGUACGCGGCCAAAAUCCUGAAGAAGACGAUUGACAAAAAGAUUGUACGGACGGAAAUCGGCGUCUUACUGAGGCUUUCGCACCCCCACAUUAUCAAACUGAAGGAGAUCUUCGAAACGCCCUCCGAGAUUGUGCUCAUACUUGAACUAGUGACGGGAGGAGAGCUCUUUGACAGGAUUGUAGAGAGAGGAUUCUACAGCGAAAGAGACGCAGCCCAUGUGGUCAAGCAGAUCCUAGAAGCUGUAUCUUAUUUGCAUGAAAAUGGAGUCGUCCACCGUGAUCUGAAACCAGAGAAUCUCCUGUACGCAGACCUUUCCCCAGAUGCCCCUCUAAAAAUCGGUGAUUUUGGAUUGUCCAAGAUAGUGGACGAGCAGGACACCAUGAAGACUGUUUGUGGUACUCCGGGAUAUUGCGCGCCUGAGAUUCUCCAUGGCUGUCCGUAUGGCCCCGAAGUGGAUAUGUGGUCUGUGGGUGUCAUAACGUAUAUACUGCUUUGUGGGUUUGAACCAUUUUUUGAUCCAAGAGGGGACCAGUACAUGUACAGCAGGAUACUGAACUGUGACUAUGAGUUUGUUUCCCCUUGGUGGGAUGAAGUCUCCCUCAAUGCCAAGGACUUGGCUGUCAUCCCGUUGAGAAUGCCCUAA
Malaclemys terrapin pileata is the source of this 1818-nucleotide messenger RNA. Its product is annotated as calcium/calmodulin-dependent protein kinase type IV-like. The transcript has 10 exons. Lineage: Eukaryota; Metazoa; Chordata; Testudines; Emydidae. The record is from RefSeq and is a predicted model, not a curated record. Gene Ontology annotation, molecular function: ATP binding; calmodulin binding; calcium/calmodulin-dependent protein kinase activity. Bases 1027 to 1818 code for a protein of 263 amino acids. Gene Ontology annotation, biological process: protein phosphorylation.